CUUAUCUAGUUGUGAAGAGUUCCGCAGCGAGCUCUGCGCCGCACAGGAAGGCGCGGAAGUUGAUAUGCUUACCGGGCUCAAGGGCAAGCUCCUAGUAACGGCGGCCAAUGUGACAGGGUCGUAUUCAGGCACCAUCUGCGACGCCGCGCACGCUGGGAUGGCACUGCGCGCGCCAAGCGGCGACAGCCCUAGUAGCGGUGUCGGCGCUGGCUCUGCCGCAAGCGCCAUAGUCCUACGCACCGCGCCAGGCCCGGUCGCAGGGGCGCCGCCCUCCCCUGCCGCAGCCGCAGCAGCUGCGGCAGCAGCCGCUGGCAGCGCUGCGCGCGCUGCCGCAGCCCAGCAUAUGGAGCGGCUUAGUGCCUGGAAAGACUCGCUUGUCGAGCGGCUUGGCCGCAGCUCCUCUCAGCCGGCCGUCCGCGUCAAUGGCGACGAAGACGACACCGAUCGAGCGGAUGCAAUGGCCGCCGGCGCGGCUGUAGCACUGUCGACAUCGCCGGCAGUAGCAGCGGGCGUGGCGCCGGGUGGACCCGCAGCGGCGGCCGUCGCGGCGCUGACGGCACUGCUGUCCAGAGGCCAGCAGGCGGCGAUGGGCGGCAGUAGCAGCACAGGGAACGCGGCCGCACUAGCUGCCAGGGCCAGCAGUAGCAGGGCCGGGGGACCAGGCUGUGACAGCAACGGUGACGUUGUCCGCAUCUCGCGCCUGCACUGGCGGUCGAGCCGGGGCGCCUCCUCUGGCACAGCUGCUGCCGGCGCUACUGCCGAUGGCGAUGCGGCACCCGCUGCUGCAGCCGCGCUGGCGGCUGGCAGUAGCAGCGCCGACGGCAUGCAGCAGCUAGAGCUUGAAGCAGUCCUCAGCGGAGGCGCCAGCACCACCGCCACCGCGGCAGCCACCCUCACGUCCGGCACCAGCACGAGCACCAGUGCCGCAAGCAACAUCCUGUCUGCACCGGCCGCCGCCCUGGCUGCCGUGGCACGCCGCGCGCGAAGCCUGCGCCUCGCCUCGAGUGCCUUCGGCGGCGCCUCCAGACCCUCCGGCUCGUCCGCCUCUGGCCCGCACUCCCCUCGGGGUGCUGCCGGCGCCUCCGCGCCUUCACCCGCCGCCGAGGCCGGCACAGCGGCGGCGGGGGCCGGGGGCGGCGGCGGCGGCGGCGAGGCGGGCGGACCGCGGCGCGGCCCCACACACCUCAUUGUGUUUGCCAAUGGUUUGUUUGGCUCGCCGUCCAACUGGAAUGUCAUCUGCGAGCAGCUGCAGCAGCGCCUGGACCCAGCAGACACACUGCUGCACCCCUCGCAGGUGAACCGGCGCACGGAUACGUACGACGGCAUUGACGUGUGCGGCGGCCGGCUGGCAGACGAGAUACGGGUGGUGGUGGCUGCCAACCCCAGCCUGACACGGAUAUCGGUGGUGGGGCACAGCAUGGGCGGGCUGCUGCUGCGCUACGCCAUCGGCCUCCUGUACAGCCCAUCCAGCGGCGCCAUAGCCGGCCUGGCGCCCGCGCACUACCUCAGCCUGGCCACCCCGCACUGCGGCUGCGACGGCGGCGAGUCGCUGGCGCAGCUGCCCUUCAUCGGCUGGGUGCCGCUACAGCCGGUGCAGAAGGUCCUGCAGGUGCUGUCGGUGCCCACGGCGGAGGUGCUGUUCCGACGCACAGGCCGCCAGUUCUUCCUGGCAGACGGGGCUGCUACCAGCGGCUCCGGCGCCGCUGGCGCCGGCGCCGGCGUUGCUGCUGCCGUACCAGGCGCUACAGGGCGCCGUGGCCUCCGCACCGCCGCCCCCUCCGCCACCUCCGCCGCCUCCUCCGCCACCGCCGCCGCCGCCUCCACCGCCACCGCUUCCGCGGACUUCAACGCGCCGCUGCUGUACCGGCUGACGUCGGACGACCUCGACCGCGGCGCCUUCUUCUACAGCGCCCUGGCCGCCUUCAGGAGCAGGACCGCCUACGCCAACACAGACGGCGACCACCUGGUGGGCUGGGCCAACAGCUCGUUGCGCUUCCUGCACCAGCUGCCGCGGCUGCCCUCCGCGGCGGCGGCGGCCAGGGGCGUGGUGCUGCAGGACCCGCUGCUCGCCGCGUUUGAUGUGCGGGCUAAACCCGACCCCGAGCCCCAGUCUGCCACCAGCGCCGCGGACGUGCCCGUUGAGCCCCCGCCCCUCGCGGCCACGGCAGCAGCAGCCGCAGCCGCUGGCAGUAGCAGCAGUAGCGCCAGUAGCGGCAGUAGCAGCAGCACCGCCACGGCUGCUGCUGCUGCUGCUGACGCCGCCACGCAGGCGGGGGAGGCGGCUCUGGCUGAGGUGAUGCUGCGGCGGCUGCAGCGGCUGCCCUGGCGGCGCAUCGACGUGUCGUUCGGCGGCGCCAAAUGGGGCCUGGCGCACAACAACAUACAGGUGACGCGGCGCUGGCUGAACUUCGAGGGAAUGGCGGUGGCGGCGCACGUGGCCGACCAGAUCGUGGCGUUGGAGCAGGCGCUGCAGCAGCAGGAGGCGGCACAGGCUGGGCGUCAGCUACUGGGGGCAACACCGGUUGGAGCAGCAGCAGCAGCAGCAGCAGCUCCAGCUCCCGCCGGAGCCACUACCGCCGUGACUACCGCCACCGCCGCAGCGGCUGUAGCAGGCCGAAGCGACGCUAACACCACCAACAGCAGCAGCGCGCUUGGAACUCCGACAGUAUUAGCGCGUGUGGCGUCGCUGCCCGCAGCAGGCGGCAUGGCUGCCGUACCGGCGGGCGGCGCCGCACCGGCAGCCGCCGCAGCAGCAGCGGCAGCAGCAGCCCCGCUGGCUGCAGGACUGACAGGAGCGCCGCAUCCCGAGUGGCGCACGCAGCAGCCGCUGCUGACCGCGGCGGCGGCGGCGGCGGCGGAUGCAAUGACGCUGCCGGAGGAGGCAGCGAUCGAAGCGGCGGCAGAGUAGGCCGAAGCGGCGGAAGCGGAACUCGCAAGGAUAGUUGCGGCAAUUGAGGAGCAGGCGGCGUGGAGCAGGCGGGCUAGCGAUGUGUGGGCGGUUGUGAAUGCGGCAUUGCAUGGCUAUGGGGUAGUACGGUAGUUAUGCAGGCGGGCGAUAGGUGACUAGGUGAGCCAGGCAGCUUAUGCAGGAUGGGCGGGUUAGCAUAUGGAUGGCAGAUGUGUGUCGGUGAAUGUGGCUGGGCCAGGGGCCCCUCGCGUGGCAGCGCGUAGUGCCCGGGUUUGUUGCCGCUCCUGGGCCCACCCAAGCGAGCGUUAAGUGCCC
Molecule: messenger RNA, 3223 nt
Organism: Chlamydomonas reinhardtii
Lineage: Eukaryota; Viridiplantae; Chlorophyta; Chlorophyceae; Chlamydomonadales; Chlamydomonadaceae
Exons: 11
Coding region: 65-2908 (947 amino acids)
Source: RefSeq, a predicted model, not a curated record